CCCUGGUGAGCUCACCACCUCCUUCCCAGCCACUUCCAAGCACCCAGCCUGUGUCUGCCGAGGGCCUCCUACACACUACCCCACACCAACAUGUGCUUGCUGCCUGUGCCUCGGGAGCCCUUGCGCCGUGUGGCCAUGACCGGGGACACCCACGGCAAUGAGAUGUCUGGCGUCUACCUGGCACGGUACUGGCUGCAGGCUCCGGGGGAGCUACAGAGGCCUAGCUUCUCCGCCACACUCUUGCCGGCCAACCCAGAGGCCACAGCCGCCUGCCGACGAUAUGUGGGCCGAGACCUCAACCGAACCUUCACCAGCUCCUUCCUCAUUGCCAGGGCCGCCCCGGAUGACCCCUAAGAGGUGACCAGGGCCCGGGAGCUGAACCAGCUGCUUCGGCCCAAGUCCUCCAGCCAGGCCUUCGACUUUAUUCCGGACCUGCACAACACCAAGACCAACGUGGGCACCUGCCUCAUCGCCAAUGCCGCCCACAAAGUGUUUGCCAUGCACCUGCGCCGGUACCUGCAGCUGCAGAUCCCCGAGCUGCCCUGCCGGGUCUUCGUGUACCAGCAGCCGGGAGAGGAGAGCAACAGCCUUGACUCGGUGGCCAAGAACGGAAUGGCGCUGGAGCUGGGCCCCCAGCCUCAGGGAGUGCUGCGGGCCGACCUUUUCUCACAGAUGAAGUCCCUGGUGGGCGCAGCUCUGGACUUCAUUGAGCUCUUCAACCAGGGCACUACCUUUCCGGCCUUUGAGAUGGAAGCCUACAGAAACGUGAGCCACCUGGACUUCCCAUGCACCAAGGACAGGGACCCGGCGGGCACUGUGCACCCUCAGCUGCAGGACUGAGGCUUCGAGCCACUGCAGCCUGGUGCAUCCAAUUUCCAGAUGUUCAGCGGCAAGGAGAUGCUGUGUGGGGUCACCAUGUACCCCAUCUUCAUCAACGAGGCCGCCUAUUAUGAGAAGGGCACUGCCUUCAUCCAGACUGAGAAGCUCACGUUCUCUGUGGCCACCCUGCCCGCGCUGACCCCUACCCCCAUCCCAGGUCCCUAA
Messenger RNA from Loxodonta africana (African savanna elephant), 1044 nucleotides. RefSeq names its product aminoacylase 3 (gene ACY3). Gene Ontology annotation, molecular function: aminoacylase activity; hydrolase activity, acting on ester bonds. The record is from RefSeq and is a predicted model, not a curated record. Gene Ontology annotation, cellular component: cytosol. Lineage: Eukaryota; Metazoa; Chordata; Mammalia; Proboscidea; Elephantidae.